Messenger RNA from Eleginops maclovinus (Patagonian blennie), 1604 nucleotides. It is a transcript of the gene mul3, whose product is annotated as mitochondrial ubiquitin ligase activator of nfkb 1-A. Gene Ontology annotation, biological process: organelle organization; protein ubiquitination. NCBI's taxonomy places the organism in Eukaryota, Metazoa, Chordata, Actinopteri, Perciformes, Eleginopidae. Gene Ontology annotation, molecular function: ubiquitin-protein transferase activity. The transcript is spliced from 5 exons. The record is from RefSeq and is a predicted model, not a curated record. Bases 14 to 946 code for a protein of 310 amino acids.
CCCUAAUGGAGAAAUGCUGCUUACUCCCUAUUGGCUGCUGAAACAUGACGCAACGUGGGCACUCGAGGAAGUGAAACAAACGUUAUUGAAGAUACCUCAGCAGAGCUGUUUACUCACAGAUAUGGGUGACUUUCCUGUUAAUCCGCUGGUUCUGCUUGGUGUUGGCUCCAGUUUCGCCUUCUCCGGCCUUUUCUAUCAUCUGCACAAAGAAAAGAAAGAGGAGCUGAAAAAGCUAAAGGAAAUACCCAUUUUCAAGCCAGAUCAACAUUUGGUCAAAGUACUGAAAGCGUCCCCUCACAGGCGACUUCAGUAUGUUGCUGUAGAAGGUCUGGUGCAGGCAGAUGGGGAGCCUCUGGCCAGUCAGUUUGUCCCUCGUUGUUAUGGUGUGAUUCAGAAGAUCACUGUGGAGGAGCACUGGAAAUUCUGGAACUCCCUCACCAAGACAUGGAGUACCCGGACAAUGAACAGAAAAGAAAGCAACAACUCUGUGCCGUUCGGUCUGGUCAGCCCUGGAGCCUACAUCAAUGACCUGUAUGUGAAGGUUCAAAACCCUCUGGAGGCCUCCGGGUGCUACCUGGACAGGGUUUACUUCAAAGUUAGACGAGCCGAAAAGGGCUUGGCAGACAUGGUGAUAAAUGGCAUCAACGGGGAGGAGCCAGUGGCGAUCGAGGAGAGCGAGGAGCUGCUGCGGGUGGGGAGCAUCCUGACUGGUUAUGGGGAGGUGGUGCUGGAGGGGGGUCAGGUGAUGAGCCUGCGGGCCCCGCAGGAUGGCCGCAAGUUCAUCUUGGUGCCCACUGACCACAAGAGCUUCAUGGACAGGCACGAAGGAACCGCCAGCAUGUGGAAGACACUGGCGGCCAUUACUGGCAUCACAGGGACCGCUAUUCUAGCCAAGGUCAUUUGUGGCUACGUGGGAAACCAGGAUGGCAAAUCAAAGAAGGCCUGAGAAGAUACUGUCGAUUUAACGGCCGGAAAAGCUGUGACAGCUUUUCGGCUGUCCCAAAAAACUGCCUCAGGUGUUUUGCUUAGAUUCCACUGCACCUUCCUGAUGCUAACAUAAUGAAUCACCUGUCAACCCUUCCUCAAGGGUUUUAUCAAUAUUCCUUAGAACCAUUACAAUAGUAAAAUUAUUAGUCGCUUGUUUGCACAUUAAUGUAAAAUCUACAGUGGCCUGUAAGGGUCAAUACACAACAUUGUACAAAACAUAGAAAGCAUAAGACUUUAGAAUACAGUUACAAAUUUGGAAGAAAAUAAACUUAAAACAAAAACUGAACAGUUUUAGAUUUGAUCAAUUUUCUAUAUUGUGAUGUCUAAAAUCAUAUAGUGCUAAAUAUUCUUGUUCAAAUGUUUUAUUUGGUUUGAUCCAAUGUUGUUCUGCUGUGACAGGAACUACUUUUCUUGAAACCAUCAUGAAAAUAUCUCUUUAUUUCUUCUGCAGUCACUGGGCCAUUUCCAAUAUAUGAAGCAUCAGAGGAGGACACAUUAAAUGUGGCAUAUUUUAGGACUGUUAAACUAUUAAAUCAAGGGAACGUUUUUGUAAUAAAGUUGUAUUUUUGUAAUGUAAGAUAAAAUCCUCCUUGUAUGGAGUGGUGUGUCAUAAUCAA